AGUGAAAUUCUAAAAACAAAAUUUAAUGUCAGUUUUCGGAUGAUUUUGUACCAAUUAUUUAAUCGUGGCGUGUUUUAUAAAUGAUUUAAUGGAUAUCGUAUAUGUGUAUUAGAUAUUUCUAUCAAGAUCAAGAAUUUAUUAAAUAAAUAAUAGUUUUAAUUUGAAAACACGAUCAACUGCUUACACCGGCACUGCUCACCACCAAUGUCACAGGUCGAGAGCAAAGUAGAGGCUAUUAGUGAAUACAUAGACACAGAGUAUUCAGGCGGGGACUCUAACAAAAUGAAAUUGAAACAGUUUUACCAGGAGGAAAAUAACAACGACAUAGAUGAGAUAACAAAGGACUUCUCUGACAUGGGAUGUAUAGUUGACACAUUGAAACGGCCACCAAACAUAUGUGUAGAGACUUGUGUGUAUAACGAUUCAGAUUCUGACCACGAUAAUGAAAAGACUGAUGAUAAUGGCAAUGAUAAUGAUGAUGUACAUUAUUCAGAUGAGUUUGAGGAAGACAGUGAGGUGGAAGAAAUUAAUGCAAUCAGUAAAUCGGAAAACAAUAGCACAAGUCAGAUAAAACCAAAUGAAUCUAUAAUUAAGAUGUCCAAAAGUCAUUCUUCUGUGUCUAGCAAGCCUCCUUCAAUGUCUGGUAGAUCUGGAACUUCUACAGGAUAUGGAUCAAUAUCCGUGCCGCAAACGCGACGGAUCAACAUGUCCUUCACGAAUGAGCGCCUGCGCGAGAUUGAGCGGCACAAUCACAUAUUACUGAACAAAAUAUUAUGCGCGCGAAAUAAUAGGAAGUCAUCUAUCCCCCCACGGGAGGGGAGGGAGGGGAGGAAACCGGUGCCCCCCGCGGCUGUGCACCGCAAGAAUAAGCAGAGACAGAUUGAUCAUGAUAAUAUGAUAUUAUUAAAGAAGAUCCAACGCGCGAAGUCAUCAGCAUGCAGUAUCCGUCGUUGAUAUAUACAGCGCGUCCAAGGAGGGCGCGAAAUAAUAUACCACUUUGUUGAAUAUAUUUUUAUUACGAAUUUUAA
Colias croceus (clouded yellow) is the source of this 1028-nucleotide messenger RNA. RefSeq names its product cilia- and flagella-associated protein 97-like. The record is from RefSeq and is a predicted model, not a curated record. The coding region runs from base 205 to 954 and encodes 249 amino acids. Gene Ontology annotation, biological process: spermatogenesis. NCBI's taxonomy places the organism in Eukaryota, Metazoa, Arthropoda, Insecta, Lepidoptera, Pieridae. The transcript has 4 exons.